AUGUCGAAUAUUAUACCCCCCUUGUUGAGUAAUUCGCCGCCCCCAAUUAUGGGGGCCCUAGAUGACGACGAGGACGAUGAUUUCGGUAAUUUUAGGGCUGCUCACGAUUUAUCUUACAGCUGUGAUAAUUUAUCAUUGCCUUCCUCCCCAUACCACUCUCCAGAUAAAGAAGACUCCCUGGACAUCAACAGAAAUAGCAGCAAGGACAAAAAAGAUUUUCACGAUCGUAGAAAAGAAUCUUUUAGUACAAAUGGUGAUUUUAGCGGUUUUACAGUUGACACGCCCCCACCUCUAAGUGCUAGUGACAUAGUGACUAAAACAAAUGAAAAAAGUGAACCUUACGAUGAGGCCUUUAAAAAUCACGAUAUUUCUGAUGAUACUGAAUGUAGUCUAGAUAAAAUAAACAUUGUAAAUAGUUUUGUGGAUGCUGAGCAAGAAAUUUGUGAUAGUAUUAGUUUAGGAGAUGAAAGUACAGAAAUUAGCAAAAAAAUUAACGAUGAGCUUUUAUUAAAUAACGUAAAAAAUUUAACUAUAGGAGAUGAUGUGAACAUUAGUCAAAUAAAAAUUGAUGAUUUUGGUGAAUUUUUAAAACCACCUGACAAUUUAAAAGAAGAAAUCAUAAAAAAUUAUGUUGAGAAACCUUUGAAAAGUGAAGAAAGUGAUUUAAGUAAAGAAGAGAAUCCUGCAAAAUUUGAAGUUUUAAAAAUUGAAGAAAAUUACGUCAAUGGAGUUGAUUUUGAUGAACCUGGUGAUGAUUUUGGGGAUUUUGAAGCUCCAAUUGAAGAAAUUACAAAAAUAGAAAACAUUGUUAAUGAUGAAGAAAACAAAGAAGAUUUAGAUAAAAUUGAAGAAAAACAUGAUAAUUUUGAAGAAUUCUCCAGUUUUGAAGAUGCAGAUGAUGCAAAUGAAGAUAAAAUGGUAACCAAUCAUGAAAUUAUUAAAGAUUGUACAAUUGAAAAUGAAACUGAAGAAAAUGAAGAUGAAUUUGGCGAUUUUGAAUGCAAUUUCAAAAAUGAAGAACCACAAAGUCAAAAAACCUAUGACGAUUUUGGAAAUUUUGAGGCACCGAAAAUUACAGAAGAAGAAGAUUUUGAUGACGAUUUCGGGGAUUUUGCUACCGCCUCUACCAGCAAAAAAGAAGAAACGGAAUUUGGGGAUUUCCCAAACGAAAAUUUCGGAAACUUCGCAAACUUCGAAGAAACAGAUUUCAGUUCUGUGACGAUGUUAACGUUGGAAAGGGAAAACGUUUUGGAAAAAUGCGAGUUGAUUUUGAAGGAGAUGUUUCCGGACUUUGAAAAGAAUCCCGAUACGGACCUUUUAAUAGACGAAAUCACCAAAGAUGAUGCCGUUUUUGAGGAAAUUAAAGACUUGACCGAAACUAACGCUUUGGAGUAUCAAUGGUCGAAAUCGACGAGUCAAAAAGUUUUACUGAAGUCGCUGAAUAUUGACACCAGAAAUAUUCUUCAUGGUUCCGCUUGGAACCCCUCUAUGCCAAGAUUUGCUGCGAAUCUCGGUUCCACACCUUUAGAACCGAUUAAACCGGAAGUGAUACGUCAACCAGCUACGAAACCUGUCGAAGUAAAUCUGGCAACACCGGGACCAGCUGCAAGUGCUGCCACCGCACCGGCAACGCUGGAAAUACCCUCGGCUCAAUUCGAUUGGACGGGCUCCGGACUGAUAAAUCCUCUCGAUUCUGCGACAGCUAAAGAAAAAGACUCGACUACAGGUCUAAAUGUUGCGGAAGUUCUGCAACCGAUCGCGACGCAACCGCCGACAAUUUCGACCAAUCGCAGCGAAGAUUUCGACGACUUUGACGAUUUUUCCUCGUACACUCCUCAACCGCAACAAAGUUGGUCCAACAUGGUACCGGUACCUCUACGCGAAACUCAUAUAUCGUCAUACGAGGGCGUGGAAAAAAAUGUAAAAGAUUUCGGCUGGUUGCAACCUACUAUAGUGACGCCGGAAAUGCCCCGCAAGGAAAUCGUCGAGGAAAAACCUACAGUAACGAUACCAAUUGAAAGUCAUGACGAUUUUGAUGUUUUCGGGGAGUUUGAGUCAGUUAAAGCAACUGAAGAACCUACUCCAUCGAAAAUCGAUCAAAUCGACGAUGAAGACGAUUUCACAGACUUCCACUCUUCAAUACCUGAACCUAAGCAACCUGUAGAAAAUAAAAUGCAACCUCCAGAAACCCUACAACCUAUUAGGCCAGCAGUUUUGCCUCUAGAACCUCUUAAACCUUCAAUAAUGACUCCGCAAAACCUGUCCACUCAAAUAAACUGGCCCGAUCCUGGUAUUUCCGAUGAGGAUCUUAAAAGGUUUGAGGUUAGCUUCAGCAAGGCUAUAGAUGUCGACGAAAAACCUAAAAUGACUUCUGUAGAGCAAAAACCACAAAAAGAAGACGAUGAGUGGUCUGACUUCGUCUCGGUCCAAAAACCGUCCCCUGUACACAAAUUCAACAAAAUCGAACGUUCCCCCACCCCAGACUUACCCCUCUCGGUUCUGACCCUGGGAAAUCUGCAACCCGCGAGACAACCAAUCCCGGUGGUCACCCCUCAAGGUUUAAUGCAGACUAAAAUAUCUACGCAAGCCUUGGACAACGACGAUUGGAGCGAUUUCGUGUCGAGUCCCCUCCCACAAACAAACGGUUGCCCGGACAACCGGCAGAAGACGAACAUCACGACCAAUCCGGCGCAUUUCGCUGCGCAGGGCAAAAGUGCGCACGUUCGCAUCUCGAGUAUCUCGGCGUUGCCGGAUUUGGAUUUCAGGGCCACCGGAAGUUGGAGCAACAACAGGAAAUGACGUAGGGGGCACGUUGUGAUGUAAACAUGUACAUAUUUUAUUGUUUUUUGUUUUGAUUUUUGGGUCGUUGACAUUUUUAUACGGUGUUGCCAAAUCAACAUUAUUCUUGACUGUAUUCAAUCAAAAAAAGCAAAUCUACUGAGUGAUAUUAUUUAUUGUUCUAUUUAAAAUAUUCCUGUUUUUAAAAGUAUUAAUAUUUAAUUAUUAUUGUGUACUUAACGAGAAAAUAUUGUUUUACUGUAUAUUUUAAAAAUGUUGUCCAUGUACAUAAACUAUUUAACAUUCCAUUUUAUUUUAGGUAAAUAAAUUUAUUUACCACUA
Molecule: messenger RNA, 3120 nt
Organism: Brassicogethes aeneus
Lineage: Eukaryota; Metazoa; Arthropoda; Insecta; Coleoptera; Nitidulidae
Source: the annotation of a GenBank genome assembly